AUGUCUCCAAAUCCACCUCUCUUUGCGUCUGAUCGACGAAGCUCCUCGAGUCACUCUGAAGAGCGUGCUGCCGCAGAAGAUACAGCGCUUCUGGGAAACCAACGGAAAGACAAUUCCAGCCCUCAGCAGAAGUCAAGAUUCUGGCGUGAAAUUGGCUUGUUUGCGUGGGCAUUAAUCGCUACGGCUGCAGUUAUUGUCCUCGCCGUCUACUCGCAACACCAGGGCUCUAGUGGAGAUGGAAAGAAAACAUCGCCCAAGGGCAAGAAGAACCUUAUCUUCAUGGUUAGUGAUGGAAUGGGUCCAGCAAGCCUUUCCAUGACUCGCAGCUUUCGCCAAUUUCAGAGCGGUCUACCCAUUGACGAUGUACUCGUCCUCGAUCAACACUUCAUCGGCUCAUCGCGAACAAGAUCCAGUAACAGCCUGGUCACUGAUUCUGCUGCUGGGGCUACAGCAUUCUCCUGCGGAAUGAAAAGCUACAAUGGAGCUAUCUCAAAACUACCAGAUCAUAGCAGUUGCGGUACUGUGCUUGAAGCCGCGAAGAGGGCAGGCUAUAUGACGGGAUUGGUUGUGACAACGUCGAUUACAGAUGCCACGCCGGCUUGCUUUGCAUCACACGUGGAUACGCGCGCCGAGGAGGACUUAAUUGCUCAACAGGAAGUCGGAGAACAUCCUCUUGGUCGAAUGGUGGACCUUAUCUUUGGCGGAGGUCGAUGUCAUUUCUUGCCAAACACAACUUCUGAGAGCUGCAGAGGGGAUGGCAGAGAUAUUACGAAACUCGCACGGGAAAAGUACGGGUGGAACUAUAUUGAUAACAGGAAAGAUUUUGAUGGGAUCAGGUCGGGAAGCGCUGUCAAACUUCCACUAUUGGGGCUUUUUGCACGCUACAACUUCCCAUACGAGCUUGAUCGCCGAAAUAUGAAUGAUAUUUAUCCUUCUUUAGACGAGAUGGCACGAACUGCUUUAAAUGCAUUAGAAGCUGCUACGCAGGACAGCGAUAAGGGUUUCUUUCUCAUGAUUGAAGGAAGCCGGAUAGACCAUGCUGGCCAUGGAAACGAUCCUGCUGCUCAAGUAAAUGAGGUUUUAGCUUACGACAAAGCAUUCGCUAGUGUGCUCGAAUUUCUAGAUCGGUCAAAGACCGAGAGUGUACUUGUUUCAACUAGUGAUCACGAGACUGGUGGGCUCUCUAUUGCUAGACAAUUGGAUCCAACGUACCCCGAAUACUUGUGGUAUCCAGAGGUGUUGAACAAUGUCUCCAGUACUGCCGAGCAUUCUGCGCGUCGACUAGCUUCAUAUGUGGCAGCUGGAAGCAAGAAUGUUGAGAGUUUCAUUCGAAAAGAACUCGUCAAGAAGGGCUUAGGUAUCAAAGAUGCUACAGACGCCGAGAUAAAAACCAUCAUCGCCGCUCCCAACUCAUAUUCUUUCGCUAGUAUGAUUAGUCGUCGUGCUCAGAUAGGCUGGAGCACUCACGGGCAUUCUGCAGUCGACGUAAAUAUCUAUGGAACAGCAGGUUCGGAGAGGUUGAAUGGAAACCACGAAAAUACAGAAGUCGGCAAAUUCCUCCGCGAUUACCUAGACCUAAACGUAGACGCCAUCACCAAAGAGCUAAACGAGAAAGAGAAGGCCAAAUCCGCAUCGACAGAAGAAACUAUACGGCCAUUAGUAGAGAUGCAUAGCAUGCCCGAUGGUAUAGACGAUGAACUCUAG
Molecule: messenger RNA, 1704 nt
Organism: Glarea lozoyensis ATCC 20868
Lineage: Eukaryota; Fungi; Ascomycota; Leotiomycetes; Helotiales; Helotiaceae
Product: Alkaline phosphatase-like protein
Exons: 4
Coding region: 1-1704 (567 amino acids)
Biological process (GO): dephosphorylation
Cellular component (GO): fungal-type vacuole membrane
Molecular function (GO): alkaline phosphatase activity
Source: RefSeq, a predicted model, not a curated record